Schistocerca americana (American grasshopper) is the source of this 3046-nucleotide messenger RNA. RefSeq names its product speckle targeted PIP5K1A-regulated poly(A) polymerase-like. Lineage: Eukaryota; Metazoa; Arthropoda; Insecta; Orthoptera; Acrididae. Gene Ontology annotation, biological process: mitochondrial mRNA polyadenylation; mRNA 3'-end processing. Gene Ontology annotation, molecular function: poly(A) RNA polymerase activity; RNA binding. Bases 226 to 2361 code for a protein of 711 amino acids. The transcript is spliced from 11 exons. The record is from RefSeq and is a predicted model, not a curated record.
UUUACUUCAUAGCUGUUGGUAGUGUUCUGCUUGUUGUGAUAUGUUGUGUAGGCGUAAUGUUUGUGUGAAAUAGUAGGCUUAUAACAUUCGUGCAUCGUAAGUUCUUCGUUUCCAAUGCCUAGUGUGAUAAGCAUGGUCGCUGCUGAGGCGUCUGAUGUUAAAACAUUCCCUUAUUAAGGAAACGUUUAAAUAUCCAAAUUUUUUGAUGGGAAGCAGACGUUGGUGAUGGACGACCAGUAUCGUGAGUGCAAUUAUUGCAAAAUUCCAGUACCAGCUUGUAAAUUUCAUGAACAUCUAAAAACAAAAGCUCAUCGUGAAAGGAGGAUGGCGUCAAAAUUGGAAUGUGGUGUCUAUAUCAGUCAACUACCAUUGAGAGUUACAAAGGAAAUACUAGUGGGAGUAUUGGAAAGGUUUGGUAGAGUUCGUGCGUAUUCUUUAAAUUCACACGCAGGCACAGCCAUAGUUUAUUUUGAAGACAGAGAAGCGGCUGAAGCAUUGCUCAAGUCAUCUGUGCAUGUUUUAAAUCAGCUCAUCCACACAGAACCAAUAUUAGAAUCCAACCUGAAAAAAAGUAAUUCACCUGAAUCUGGCAUCAAUAAUGCAGCUAUUAUUUUUGCUGUUGAGCAAGCUUGUCAGUCACCCAGUACCAACAUGGAAGAGCACAUAGGAAUAGUGCUGGAUUUUAUAAUUUUGAGAGAUCCAGCACGUGAUGACAAGGUGGCAACAAUUGUGGAAGACUUGGAGCAGCAUCUUGCAAAGCUGUUUCCAGAUUGUCGAGCUGAGUUAUUUGGUUCUGCAGUGACGGGGUUAACGCUACCAGGAGAUGCCAUUGACAUAUCAAUAUGCGACGGACCACGUCGAAGAAGUGUGUCGCUGCUGGGGAGUAAAGAAUCUGUUACUAACAUUCGCAAACUUUUGCUGAAUUUUCCGUACAAGUUUGCAAAUAUUGGUGAAAUACCAGAUGCAAGUGAACCUGUGAUAAGAUUCCUCCAUAGGUCUACUCACAUUUUGUGCAAUUUGGUUAUAAAUGACCCUGAAGGUCCUAGAUCUAGUCGCCAGUUGCGUUGGGUGCUGUGCCUGGAUGAACGAAUACGACUAAUUAUUGUAUUCGUAAAAUAUUGGGCAAAAUCUCUUAAACUGAUUAGUAAUGCAAAGUUCUCCAGCUAUGCAAUGACAGUGCUGGUUUUGUUUUACCUUCAACAAAUACCUGAAGCCAUGGUUCCUGCAUUACGUGUAUUGCAUGAUAAAAAUAUUCCUGAAAUGGCAGAAAACAUAACUAACAAGGAUCCUCUGAGAAUAUUAAUUGAAGAAUUUUUCGGUUACUUCUCAGAAGUUAGACUGGAUCGAGUAGUAUUGGCACCAUACAUGGGAGAUGUGCUGGACCGUGAAAUUUUCAUUAGAGGAGGAAUGGCAAUCCCACCAGAAAUGCAGCUGUACAAUAGAAUAAUGUAUAGUGGUGCUAGGCCACUCAGGGUAGAUACCCCUAUGGUUUUACAGGACCCAUAUCAAUUAAAUGUGAAUCUGACCAGUAGAGUUGAUGAAGAAACUGUGUCAGAGUUUCAAAUUAAAUGCAAACAAGCAUAUGAGAUGGUUAAGACCGGAAAUCUGUUGCAUCUUCUGAAAGCACAUUGCUCAUCCACACCAUCAGAAAAAUCUCCAUCCGCUGCAGUUGUUAACACUUCAUUUAAAGCUGCAAGGUUUUUGCAACCAAAUUAUCUUGUACCAGAACCACAAAAUGAAGUUGUACUAGCAAAGAAGGAACUGUUUCAGAGGUGGCUCAAUGUAAUGUUUGUGAUUUUGCCAGACUUCUUGAUAAACUUUGUGAGGUUGCAAGUUGAACCUCAAGAUGUUCCAGCUGAACAGAAUUUCUGGGAACCUCGAGUAAAAGUACCUAGACUGUCAGAGGAGAGCCAUUCCAGCAAGUGGAAUUCAAGUAAAACCACCUCAGAAGAGGGUGUGACAAAAAAGUGGUUAUGCAGGGGAUGUCCCGUUGUAUGCUCUUGGCAGCACCGGAAGAAGGUUGCUGUUGAACUUGAGCUGGCUCCAUCCAUCCACCCAAUGGAGCGUGAAGUCCUAAUUUCAAAGUACUUGGAGCAAUCAUUCCGGAGUGAGGAAGUUUCAUUCUACCUUACUGUAAAAGUAGAUGAAGAUAAGGAGAUGGUUCGCUGUCUGUUCGAGAACCUCGAUAGGAAAACAGAACCGUUUUCAACUGUGGCACACGCACUUGUUACUUUAUUGCCAUUAUGGAUAAAUAAUGCUUUCGAGGUAGGUUUUUCACUGCGAUGUGUUACAGGCGUUUAUAUUCCAGGGGACAUGCAAAUAGGUGCAAGUAGAAAUUUGAACCCAUCUGGAUGUUGGUGAAAUGAAGUGUUGUCAGUUACCUAGAACUCAUCAUCUUGUAAUCUAGAAUACUAAGAGUGUUUCUCUAGUUCAUAAAGUUUAAUUGUGAGAAACUAGUGUGUGGACUAGAAGAGUGUAGUGAACUGGUAAUAUCUGGAAGUUCUAGAAAUAAGUAAUAUUCCAUUUUUUCCUUGUUUAAGUGUAUCAAAAAUACAGAUGUGAGGCAUUAUGAUGCCAGAGACUCUUUGUUGUGUAACUUCUCUUGAUUUUACAUUGGCAACACGUAAUUCUUUUAUGUAGCAUGUUCAGUUAUCUCUGUAUCUAUGUUGUUGUGCUGGAAGAUUUUUUUGCAGAAAUACACAGGUGUAUUUACUGGAGCAGUUUAUGUAAACUAAAUCUGAAGAAAUUAUUUUUGUUUAUUUAUAGGUGGUAAGUUUGUUUAAAUAUUCCAUAUAUACUGCGAAAGCUCUGUCACACCAGCAAAUACUUUUUGAAUUGCUUAUUUAUCCAUUUUUGUAUUGUUCUUGAGUCAUCAGGUAUAUUAGUUACUUUCACCAAUCGUAGUAUCUCCAGAGAGUUACAGUUACCUGUGGUUUCAUGUUUCUUCCUCCAUACAGUAGCUUUUUUACAAUCAUAGAGAGUAGAUAUUUUGUAUAUAUUUGAUUCAUGUCAAGUAAUAAUAAAGACUCUGAAAUUAGUGAACUAA